CUGUCGCCGUCAUCGUGACUGCGAUCUUGCUGCCUGCGGAUCAGACACUCCUCGAACUAUCUCGGCUUCCUGAACCUGAGACUUGCGCUCCCCCUCUCUGUCAACAUGGAUCUCAUCGACGAUCGCGCAAUUCUUGAUGACGAAGAGGAGGACGAGUCCUUCGAUGAAGAUACCGGUGAAGCGAGAACAAAGUCAACCGGCGCGAAUGGCCGCUUUGACGAUUCCUCAGAAGAGGACGAGGAGGACGAAGAUGAAGAGGAGGCGGCGAAGAUCGCCAAAGACUUUAUUGUUGAUGAGGACGAAGAAGAUGAAGAAGCCCGCCGAGAACGAAGACGAGAACGGAAGAAGCGCCGCCGCGAAGAUCGUGAAGAUGAAGAUCUUGAUGAAGAGGACCUGGAGCUGAUCGGAAUGAAGCCCACCGAGGAGCCGACGGAAUCAAAGUUCAAGAGACUCAAGCGGGGCCCCCGCGAAGACCGUGACGCACAACAACACUACGGCGUCAAUGAUAUUUUUGGUCAUUCCGAUGAAGAAGAGGAGGCGGUCGACUACAGUCGGCGGAGCCGCCAGGACCGAAGAGGGCUGCAGGACGAGUUUGACGACUUCAUUGAAGAGGAUAUCUUCUCGGACGAUGAACAACAGCGGCAACGAGAAGACGAAGAAGUAGCCAGACAUAAUCGCCGAGGUAUCGCGGAGCUGGGUAUCGCUGAUGCAGCCGGCCUUGACGAGCAGGCUUUGGAAGACUUCCGCGCAGCGUUUGGUGAUGGAACAGACUACGACUUUGCUCUGGAAAAGGAAGAAGAGGCUGAUGAAGAGGAGGCUAAAAAGGACAAAAACCUUCACCUAAGAGACGUGUUUGAACCUUCUCAGCUGGCCGAGAAGCUUCUCACCGACGAGGACAAUGAAAUUCGAUUCACCGACAUACCCGAACGUCAUCAACUGGCUAGGAGACCAUAUCGCAACCUUGAACUGACCGAAGACGAGGUCAAGGAAGAAGCAGUGUGGAUAGCCAACCUGGUCCUACCAUCGAAAGGGCACGACGAAAUUCACCACGAACCAUUCAGACGGGCUGUCGCAGAUAAUUUGGAUUUGAUGACUCGGCAGGAUUUUGAACCCCCUUUCAUCUAUAUGCAUCGAAAAGAUUAUCUCCUGUUUCCUCAGACUAAGGUGGUCGGUGUGCAGGAAGAUGGGACUCCAAAGGUCAUCGACGACACCGUCAAACUCCUCAAUCAGAAAGACUUAUGGCGUAUAUUGGAGCUCGAUCUCAAAUAUCGAGCCCUUAUCGAAAAGAAAAGAGCCCUUCAGAAGACCUACGAAGAUUUGAAAUCAGCUCAUGUGUCCGACGACACCACCUUUGAACAACUUCUCCCCCAGGCUGCUACAAUGGAGGACCUUCAGGAUUUACAGGACUACUUGUAUUUCGAAUAUGCCUCACAGCUCAAAGAUUUGGCCCUGACCUCGAAUGGCGAGACCAAUGGCGUGAACAUGUCCCAGAAGAAAGCAUCGACGAGAAGUGUUUACGAGGAGAUUCGUGCCUCGAAGGCAUUCGGUCUCGUUCGUGCCUUUGGCAUAACUGCAGACGCAUUUGCACGAAACGCUGCUAGAGAAGGCGUCCGGACGUACACAGAAGAUCCCUCUGACAGCCCGGAGAAUCUUGCUGAUACAAUGGUCGAUGAAGAAUUCCCUGCUGGCGCCCGAGUGCUCAGAGCAGCGAAGGCGAUGUUUAUCGAACAGCUAGCCACGAGCCCACGAUUUCGAAAGCUCAUAAGACAGAGAAUCUUUCCCGAGGGAGUCAUUGACUGUCACCGUACCGAAAAAGGUCUUCGCAAGAUCGACGAACAACAUCCUUAUUACGAAUUCAAAUACCUCCGGAAUCAGAAGUUGAUCUAUUUCAGUGAACGACCCGACCUAUUCCUAAAGAUGCUGAAGGCCGAGGAAGAAGGCCUAAUUGAGAUUCGAGUUCGACUGCCAGGAUUGCAAAACUAUACGAGAGAUCUCAACAAGCACAUCGAAACGGACAAUUAUUCUACCGUGGCAGAUGCGUGGAACCAGGAGCGCCGCGAAGCUGUUUCGUCCGCUGUUGACAAGAUCAUGAAGCUAAUGGCCCGAUCGGUCAAAGAAAACCUCAAGGAACAAUGUGAAGCAACCAUUGGGAAUGAAUGUCGUGACGAGUUCUAUGCGAAGCUUGAUCAGGCUCCCUGGAAGCCGAGAGGGUUGGCCAAAGGCACUAUUCCGCGAGUGUUGGCCAUGACCAACGGUGGCGGGACAGUUGGCCGUGAUCCUAUUUACUGGGCCUAUGUCAGUGAUGAGGGUAGAGUUCUUGAGCAUGGCCAGUACAAGGACCUCGGCCCUGGCAAUCGGGAACGUGGUAUCUCCGACGGCAAAGACGUUGAAGCGCUGCUGGAAGUCAUUCGAAGGAGAGAGCCUGAAGUUAUCGCAGUCUCGGGAUGGUGUCCUGAUACCCGCAAACUUCUAGCGAACUUGACCACAUUGGUCAGCAACCAUGACCUUCGUGGCGCGACAUACACGGAUGACGACGAUCAAGAUCGAAGCGACCUCUUGGACGUCAUCCUGGUAAACGACGAGGUGGCGCGGAUGUCGAAAUCGGGCGAUCGCAUGAAAGCCGACAAUCCUGGGGUUCCUGAAAUGGCCCUCUACUGUGUCGGAAUCGCAAGAUACAUGCAAUCUCCUCUGAAAGAGUACGCCGCUCUAGGUCGAGACAUUGUAUCCAUCAACUUCCACUCAGCCCAGAAUCUGUUGCCGCAAGACAAAUUAUUGAAGAAGCUGGAAACUGCCCUUGUGGACACGGUCACCAUGACCGGUGUGAACAUCAAUGAUGCCGUGACCGACCCUGGGCUGGCAAAUCUGCUUCCCUACGUAGCCGGUCUCGGACCUCGAAAGUCUUCGCAGCUGGUCAAGGUUAUCAACCUUAACAAUGGCUUCGUUCGGGCCCGCGAGGAUUUGCUGGGCCUCAACGACAAACAUCAGGCCAUGGGACCUAAAGUGUGGGCUAAUGCGGCAUCUUUCUUAUAUAUCGACUUUGACAUGUCGGAUCCAGACUCCGAGUAUCUGGACAACACUCGAAUACAUCCUGAGGAUUACGACAUUGCUCGGAAAAUGGCCGCUGAUGCCCUUGAACUCGAUGAAGAAGAUAUUGAGGCCGAGAGACAGGAGGGAGGGUCGGGAGCGAUUGUUCGCCGUUUGAUACGAGAAGAAGCACAGGAACGCGUUCAUGACCUGGUUCUUGAAGAAUAUGCCGCACAGUUGGAACAAAAUCUCAACUCCAAGAAGCGCAGCACACUCGAGAACAUCACGGCUGAACUCAACGAUCCCUACGAAGAAUUGAGAAAUCCGUUCCGGGUCAAUCUGGGCGAGUCCGAGGUUUUCACGAUGCUCACAGGCGAAACGAGGGAGUCCCUGCAGAGAGGCAUGAAUGUCCCCAUGACGCUGAAGAGAGUCACCGAUGAUCACAUGGAGGGUAGACUCGAAUGCGGGUUGGACGCAGUGGUGGAGGACCGUCAAUGGGCAGACCCCGCCUUGUCACCGAAGCAGCUGUACAACAUCCAUCAGACUAUUCAAGCCCACAUCACGUCGAUCAAUCGCAAAGACUUUAUAGUCACGGUGAGCUUGAGGGACGAGCAAUUGAAGAAACCAUUCAAGAGAUACCAUCACAACGACCGGAACUACGACGAGUGGGAUGAGCGUGAAGAGGCCGCCGACAAGAAGUUGCUGGAACAGAAAACAGAUUUGGGCAACCGAGUCACCCGAGUGAUCAAGCACCCUCUCUUCCGGCCAUUCAACUCGAAACAAGCGGAAGAGUAUCUGGGCAGCCAGAAUCGUGGUGACGUGGUCAUCCGGCCAUCAUCCAAAGGGAAUGAUCAUCUUGCUGUGACCUGGAAGGUUGCUGACGGCAUCUUCCAGCACAUCGAUGUGCUGGAAUUGGACAAAGAAAACGAGUUCUCUCUGGGGAGGACUUUGAGGAUCGGCGGACGAUACAACUACUCUGACUUGGAUGAACUGAUCGUGCUGCAUGUCAAAGCCAUGGCUCGAAAAGUGGAUGAGAUGUGCAAUAACGAGAAAUUCCAGAACAAAUCCAAGGCUGCAUUGGAGGAGUGGUUGACCACCUAUACCAACGCGAACCCUAAGCGCUCCAUGUACCAGUUCUGCCUCAACCGCGAGCGCCCAGGCCAGUUCCAUCUUGUGUUCAAGGCGGGCCAGAACGCGAAGCUGAUGGACUGGAGCGUGAGGGUGAUUCCACAAGGAUUCGAGUUGAUGAAGCAACCGUAUCCCACCAUGAGAGAUCUGUGCAACGGCUUCAAAUUAAUCUUCCAGAACAUGCACGAGGCGGCGGCGAUGGGCAGACCCGCGCGAAGAUAGAAUAUUUGGGAAUUUGGAAGGCCUGGAUGUAUCGAACGCCGGGCGCACGUUGGGUGAGAAUCUACAGCAUCUCGGCGAAUGCCUUGUAUUGGGACAAGGAACCGUUUUGCAGGAGGAAAAAUGUAUUAGUACGAACAUGACGCUCCAGGAUGAGCUAGACAUGGCCUGGUCAGAUAUAUGCCGGCCUCCAAAAAUCUGAUUCUAUCCGCCACGCGGCCCUUGGGGGUGGUGUCCUUG
Messenger RNA from Cladophialophora immunda, 4611 nucleotides. RefSeq lists its product as uncharacterized. Gene Ontology annotation, molecular function: nucleosome binding; histone binding; DNA binding. The transcript has 3 exons. Gene Ontology annotation, biological process: mRNA transcription by RNA polymerase II; positive regulation of transcription elongation by RNA polymerase II; nucleosome organization. The record is from RefSeq and is a predicted model, not a curated record. Gene Ontology annotation, cellular component: transcription elongation factor complex. Bases 106 to 4374 code for a protein of 1422 amino acids. Lineage: Eukaryota; Fungi; Ascomycota; Eurotiomycetes; Chaetothyriales; Herpotrichiellaceae.